CGAUGACAUGGAUGGCUUGGAAGAGGUGGAAUAUUUGGAAGAUGAUGAUGAUGUAGAAACUACAGAGGCUUCACCACCAUACCCUGGUUAUCCAGUAGAUUAUGGAGGUACAGAAGUGAGAUUUCAACAAGAAAUCCAUCCAGAAAUUCAAAUUCAACCAGAAAUCCAGGCACCUCCAUAUGCGACUGUAAAUGUGGCAUACACAGCAUCUUCAGAGCCUGGACUCAAAGCAGGAGUUAACAAUCCAUACUUUCAACCAGGUCCAAACCCUGGGAUGUAUCCUCAGGUUGGUGGUCCAAACCCUGGAAUGUAUCCUCAGGCUGGCGGUCCAAACCCUGGGAUGUAUCCUCAGGCUGGGGGUCCUAGUCCUAUUAUGUACCCUCCAGGCAUGGGUCAAAACCCAGGGAUGUACCCUCAAGCUUCAACUGUAACAACCUCAGGGAGGCUGCCUUGUCUGCGUGAUCUACCCGGUCAGACCAUGUGCCCUCAUUGUAAGCAUCAAGUGAUCACCAUCACAGAUUACUACUCUGGACUCAUGGCUUGGCUGGCAUGCGGUUGUCUUGCACUCAUCGGAUGUUGGCCCUGCUGUAUAGUGCCAUUCUGGAUGGAUUCUUGUAAAGAUGUGGAGCAUCGCUGCCCUAACUGCAACAAGGUCCUCUCUUACUACAAGCGCCUGUGAUCUGCAAUACCACAUGGUCUUUAUGCUAGUUUGAUGUCUUUAAUUUCAACAUGAUCUAAUGGGAAUUAGACAUAGGAAUGUUUCAGUUUAACUUCACAUAUACAGCAAAUGUACAUUACAUUAUUUAUCAUUUAACUUUUAAACUUAUUAAAGUUACAGACAGCAUUGUGCUUGUAAUAAAACUACAGUCCUGAUUUUAAACGCGAUGGGUGUCAAGCUGUGAAACUUUAAAAAGGGAUAUAACAUUUCAUGUACAUGAACUAUAUCAAAGCUAUACAAGUCUAAACAUUUGACUUCUUUUACGAUAAAGAACAUUUACCAACCAUUUAAAGCUUAACAUCUGUAAACAUAUAUCUUGUGCCUUACAGGGAGAUUGUAAUGGAGAUUGUAUUUUCUUAGUUAACAAGUAAAUGAACUUGGCUUUUGUUGGGCAGCCUCAUCCACGUUUCAUUAUAUUGCUCUUCUUUAGUUAAAUUUCACUUCUGAGAAUCAAUCUUGUAUAAUAAGCUCUUCUUAAGUGAUUGUUUCAAGGUUAACCAUUGUGAUUAUCAUUAAAAUCCAUCAUAUUAGAUGUAUUGAAGAAAUCAUGCUUAAUAUAGAGGAGCAGAAGCUAUAACUGAGGCUAUAACUGCUUUUCUUCCUGACCUAUAUCUUUAAUUAUAUUUAGUUUCUUGUUAUGUAGCACAUUUUCUUUCCUAAAUGUGACUUAAGGGCACUGUUUUUGACUGGAGACAGUCUCUAUUUAAUAACCCUAAAUGUAAAGUCUUGCUCAAGAACAAGAUAAUAUAGAAAGACCAAGUGGCUU
Molecule: messenger RNA, 1484 nt
Organism: Paramisgurnus dabryanus
Lineage: Eukaryota; Metazoa; Chordata; Actinopteri; Cypriniformes; Cobitidae
Cellular component (GO): cytoplasmic side of lysosomal membrane; nucleus; cytoplasmic side of late endosome membrane
Molecular function (GO): zinc ion binding
Source: RefSeq, a predicted model, not a curated record